Molecule: messenger RNA, 1713 nt
Organism: Sphaeramia orbicularis (orbiculate cardinalfish)
Lineage: Eukaryota; Metazoa; Chordata; Actinopteri; Kurtiformes; Apogonidae
Gene: snai2
Product: snail family zinc finger 2
Exons: 3
Coding region: 175-957 (260 amino acids)
Biological process (GO): regulation of DNA-templated transcription
Molecular function (GO): DNA-binding transcription factor activity, RNA polymerase II-specific; RNA polymerase II cis-regulatory region sequence-specific DNA binding
Source: RefSeq, a predicted model, not a curated record
ACUCACUGCACUGUUUCCAAGAGCGCAGCACCGCACCAUGACACUUCACUGGACUUAGACUAGAAGGAGUUCCGUCUUCAUACUCAAAACUGACGCUCAACGCUACUUUUUCCGAGAGAGAGAGAGAGAGGGGAAAAAAAGUUUGCCAAAGUUGUGCAAGUUGUUUCUUUCAAGAUGCCACGCUCUUUUCUGGUCAAGAAACACAUUAACUCUGCAAAGAAGCCAAAUUAUAGUGAGCUGGAAAGCCCAACAGUGUUCAUCACGCCGCAUUUCUACAAGGGCCUUCCCCUCCCCAUGAUCCCCCAGCCGGAGAUCCUUAGUCCGGCCGCCUACAGCCCCAUCACAGUGUGGACUACCAGCAACUUGCCGCUGUCUCCGCUCCCCAGUGACCUGUCCCCCAUCUCUGGAUACCCUUCAUCGCUCUCCGACACCUCCUCUAAAGACCACAGCGGCUCUGAAAGCCCGAGGAGUGAUGAAGACGAACAGAUGCUUCCUAAACUGACAGACCCUCACGGAGUGGAGGCAGAGAAAUUCCAAUGUAGUUUGUGUAGUAAGUCCUACUCCACGUACUCUGGACUGCUCAAGCAUAAACAGCUGCACUGCGACGCCCAAACGAGGAAAUCCUUCAGUUGUAAAUACUGCGAGAAGGAGUAUGUCAGUCUGGGAGCUCUUAAAAUGCACAUCAGGACUCACACUUUACCUUGUGUUUGCAAAAUCUGCGGGAAAGCUUUCUCCAGACCGUGGCUGCUCCAAGGACACAUCAGGACGCACACCGGAGAGAAGCCGUUCUCCUGUCCUCACUGCAACAGGGCUUUUGCAGACAGGUCCAAUCUCAGGGCUCACCUACAAACCCAUUCAGAUGUGAAAAAAUACCAAUGCAAGAACUGCUCCAAAACCUUCUCCAGGAUGUCUCUUCUGCACAAGCAUGAGGAAUCUGGUUGUUGUGUAGCACACUGAACUGGGAUCACCAGAGAGCUCCUUUUGCUUUCAACCUCCCUCCUUCAACCUUUUUUCCAGGAGAACUGUCAGGGAAUUACUCUGAGGGGGUUUUCUUACCAAAUACAUAGACUUUUUUUUUGUCCACAGCCAGUUGAUUUCAUUUCAAAGUGAAAAAUAGCUCUGUCACGUGCUUCUUGUUUCAAGCAGUGUUUCUGUGAUUGCAAUCAGUGUCGAGCUUUGUAACGCCAUGUACUCACCUACCUGUGCUAUUCAUGCACUUUUUGCAUGUCUAGAAUGUUUUAUAUGCCUUCACAAUGUUAUCUUCAGUGUUUGUACCGAUGUCUCUCGAUGGCUGUGGGCUCGGCUCUUAUGGAGUUCUCCACUUUUUUUUUUUUUUAUAUGAACCACAGAAACGAUACAAAGAGGAGCCUUAUGAAUGACAGUAUAAAUACCCCCAGUGGAUACAGAAGCCAUUGUUACUUAGGGAACAAGUGCAAACUUAGAUUAUAGGGUGAAAUUGUUAUAACUUUUGCACAGUUAUUAGAAACAGUUUGCCAGCACUCAAAUAGCAAUAAAAUCUUUCAAGUGCCUCAGUUUACGUGGCAAUAAUAUGUAUUUUUCAACAACAGUUUGCUUUUAUAUUUUUAUAUAUUGAAUGUAAGCGUGACUGAGAUGAUUGUAUAUUAACAGUGAAAACUGUGAUGCUGAAUGAUUUUGAUAUUUUCAUAUUUUCAUGACACUUUGCUAAAUAAAGUUUCAUGACUUUUUGUAUAA